CGUAAGUAUUUUAUCAACUUUACAGUUUACAGUCUUUACUAGCAGUUUUAUGAGUUUUGAACUUCUACACGAAUUUAAUAAUUUUACUGAUUUCUAACAUAAUUUGUAUUGCUUUUGGAAAUAUUUAACAGUUGGAGACUGGAGAGCCAUGUGAGAGUUAACUGCUGCGCGAAAGUUUUCAGUGGGUUUUGCUGAAACCUGAUUCUGAUGGAGUGAUGGUUUACCGUGGACUGUGAUCUGUUCUUUAGAAUUCACCGCCGCUGCUUUAGAUCUGUCGUCGAGCCACGGAGCAAUGUUAUCUGCAGGUGCAAAAUGUUUUUGCCGUCCAUUUCGCAAUCGUUUUCGCUAUUCCCUGUCAUCCUUGGCGGGGAGUACCAAAGCGCUUUCAGCUACGGAGGACACAAAGCCCUCGAAUGUCCCGUUAGGUCCUCACAGCGAGCCCAGCGAAAUCGCUGCACAGAAUGAAUAUUUGCGCGGCGUGCUUAUCAGCCUUGGGUUGACGGCUCACCUUGGUCCGAAUUACAAACCUGAUCCUCUGCUAAGGCAGCAGCUGACGGUUGACAACCAGAAGGAGGUGCUGGAAGCCACGAUGACACCGCUUGUGAGAAUGCCGUACGAAGAUCAGUUACGAUUUAAAUACCUUCGUAACAGGAAUUUGGUGCGAAAUAUAUCUAAAACUCUCGCGAAGCGAAUCCCUGACGUUUAUUUGGACCCAGAUGGGCUUAUAUGUCCUGUGGAUCCAAUUAUUCCCUCGCCAGUUACGGAAAACUUCCGGAAUAAGGAUGAGCUGAGCAUUGGACGAAGCGUAGAUGGUCAGCCUAAGCAGUUAGGCUAUUACGUUGGGCGAUCGAAUGAGAACAACGCAGUUUCAAUUUUUCCGGACACCUUGAUAAAUAUGAAAGAUAGUCACAGACUGGUUGCAGAGAAAUUUCAAGAAUAUAUGCGGAUAUCACAGUAUGAUGGCAUUGAGAUCACCAGCGCAGGUGCUUUUGGUCAUUGGAAAAGUGUAAUUAUCCGAUCGAACAUUGCUGGAGAGCUCAUGGCCAUUGCAAUUAUGCAUCCCCAGUCGCUUUCCCAAGACGAACUUAAUGCCGAAAAACUACGGUUGAAGGAGUUUUUUGUUAAUGGUCCUGGAAGUGUAUGCCGGCUCAAGAGUCUUUAUUUUCAAGCUUGCCCGCAUCAUAUUUGUUCGCCCCUUCAGGCCCGAUACGAGCUUCUGUUUGGCAAAGAUAAUUUGAUGGAACAAUGUGGAAAUUACAAGUUCAGAGUAUCUCCAAAUUCUUUCUUCCAGCUGAACACCCAAGCAGCGGAGGUAUUGUACAAAAAGAUUGGCGAAUUUCUCAAGCCAAACCGAGAAUCAAUUCUGCUGGAUGUUUGUUGUGGAACAGGAACAAUUGGACUGUUUUUGGCUUCGAAGUUCGACAAAGUUAUUGGGGUUGAGAGGGAACUUCUUGCUGUAGGUGAUGCGAACUUCAACGCUGACUUGAAUGGAAUCAUUAAUGCAACAUUUUACUGUGGAAAUGCCACUAAGUUAAUACCUCGCAUAUUGAAGGACAAAUCGAAUACGUACAGCUCAGUUUCCGCUGUCGUAAAUCCUGGCAGAGCCGGUUUGCCGGUGGAAGUCAUUAAUGCACUCAGAAAUUCUCCAGAGGUCGAUCGAGUUGUAUACGUAUCCUGCAAACCGAUAGCGAAUGCUAUGAGAAACAUGAUUGAUCUCUGUUUACCGCCAUCGAAGAAUCUGAUUGGCGAACCUUUCUAUCCAGUCCGAGCUGUGCCGGUAGAUUUGUUCCCGCAUACCGAUCACUGUGAGCUGGUUAUCCUUUAUGAGCGGAAUCGGUUAUAUUUUAUCUAACAAUUCUUUUGAUCUGCCAGCUGCUGCAGUUAUUGUUAUUCUAUUGGUUUUCAAAGUUGUGAUACGUGUAGUGCGGAUAAUCUGAAGUUUGUAUCACGCUAAAAUGAAAAUUUAGCUGCCGAGCUUGACGUUGUUGUCCUGUUUCGAUAAAUUUGUUGGUACAGACGUGCUCGGGUGUGUAGCAGAUUCCCAGCUGGUACCCUUGAAAUAAUAAAAGCUGGUUGACAAUGACAA
Molecule: messenger RNA, 2086 nt
Organism: Paramacrobiotus metropolitanus
Lineage: Eukaryota; Metazoa; Tardigrada; Eutardigrada; Parachela; Macrobiotidae
Product: tRNA (uracil-5-)-methyltransferase homolog B-like
Exons: 9
Coding region: 293-1852 (519 amino acids)
Biological process (GO): RNA processing
Molecular function (GO): RNA methyltransferase activity
Source: RefSeq, a predicted model, not a curated record